AACUUGUCACACAAUAAAUUUUCAGGAAAGAUUCCAAGCAAGAUAGCAAACAUGAAGUCAUUGGAAUCCGUUGAUCUAUCAAGCAACCAACUUUUUGGUCCUAUUCCCAGCAACAUGUCCACCAUGACUUCAUUGAGUUUUUUAAAUUUAUCAAAUAAUAAUUUUUCAGGACCUAUUCCUAAAGGGGCUCAAUUCUCUACCUUUGGUUCAUCUUCUUAUAUUGGCAAUCCAUAUCUUUGUGGAGAUCUUCUUGAAAAAGCAUGUCCUGGGAUUGGGAUGACCCACCCUCCUUCCAACCUUAGCUUUCAUGAAGAGGAUGAUGAUCAAGGAAAAGAAAAGGUGUUAUUUUACUUUGUGAUAGCAUUGGGAUUCAUCACAGGAUUCUGGAUAGUUAUUGGAUUUUUGUUGCUCAACAAAAACUGGAGACAUGCUUGCUUCAGACAUGUGGAUAACUUUGUUGACUUCAUGUAUGUGGAAAUUCAUGUCAGGAAAGCAAGAUUCAAGAACAAGUGCAUGAACCUGGUUGCUCAUUGACAACUUCUAUUAUCAGUUACGUGUAAGGUCCACGUUAUGUGUUCCCACAAGCCUUUUAUUCUUGAUGGUCCAAUGUUAUUGAUUGUCUUGCCAAGGAUGAUCUAUGUUGUUGUUCAUGGUUAUCUCUUGUUUCAUGUAGUUGG
This is a messenger RNA of Prosopis cineraria, 677 nucleotides long. Its product is annotated as receptor-like protein EIX2. Gene Ontology annotation, molecular function: protein binding. Lineage: Eukaryota; Viridiplantae; Streptophyta; Magnoliopsida; Fabales; Fabaceae. The record is from RefSeq and is a predicted model, not a curated record. The coding region runs from base 52 to 534 and encodes 160 amino acids. The transcript has a single exon.